This is a messenger RNA of Cervus elaphus (red deer), 3339 nucleotides long. It is a transcript of the gene ARHGAP24, whose product is annotated as Rho GTPase activating protein 24. The transcript is spliced from 7 exons. The coding region runs from base 857 to 2830 and encodes 657 amino acids. Gene Ontology annotation, biological process: activation of GTPase activity; negative regulation of ruffle assembly; wound healing, spreading of epidermal cells. Gene Ontology annotation, molecular function: GTPase activator activity. NCBI's taxonomy places the organism in Eukaryota, Metazoa, Chordata, Mammalia, Artiodactyla, Cervidae. The record is from RefSeq and is a predicted model, not a curated record. Gene Ontology annotation, cellular component: focal adhesion.
CACGGGCGCUGAAGGCAGCCGCAGCCCGGCCAGCUCCCGCCCGGCUCUCACUAGAAAAGGGGACCAGGAGCCGGACGAGGGCGGGGAAAAGCUCCCCGAGCAGCUGCCUCCCAUGGGGAUCCUCCGAGGAGCCUUCCUGGAACUGGGCACUGGGCUGUUCUGACGUGGCGAUUCCCUGGAGAGCUCCGGGAGUUUGAAGACAGAAGGGAGAAGCCCGCCGAGAGCAUCAAAGGCUGAGGGGUGCUGUAAAAGGACCAAGGGAGUUCUUUGAAAAGAAUCUCUCAUGCAUCGAAAUGCCUUCUGGAGAAGGUGCCAUUAUCAGCCUCCCCUUUUGCCCAGAUGAAAGGAGCCCGCAAGGACGGUCCUGAAGUAUAUCCCUCAGGGGACUUGUGGUCAUUGUUCCUCUUGCCCCCAGUUCAUGGCUACUUGCUGACCUUUCCAGGGGAACCUCAGUUCCCCCCAAUUCCAGCUGAGAAGCCAGUUCUCAAUUAAAAAAUUUAAAAAGAAAAUUAAACAAUCCUGCUGUCUGAAUGGGAGGUGCAGCUUCCUUGCUGUGGUUCUUUUUGCUGUGACAUUUUGGAAUGUCUGCAGAAACUUUAAAAAGAAACAGCCUCCAGAACUCUCGGGAUUAGUCAAGAGAAAAGGAAACUAUUAUUAUUAUUUGGGGGGGGGCGCAAAAAAGAAGUAAAUGAGAGGGGGUAACAUCCCCCAUCCAGGACCUGGCUGAUCAAAAUCUUCAAGUUCUAGGAAACAACAUGACCUAACAAACAUGAGGCGGAGAGGCUGUGGGGUCCUGAGAUUGCCCAGAGGCAGGUUUUAAAGGAAGCCUGAACCGGGUUCAGAACUUUGGGCCUGUAUGAUGCCUGAAGACCGAAAUACUGGGGAGCGCCCCUCGGGUGCCUUGGCGUCUACUCCUUUCCUUCCUAAAACUACAUACCGAAGAAUCAAACGAUGUUUUAGUUUUCGGAAAGGCAUUUUUGGACAGAAACUGGAAGAUACUGUUCGCUAUGAGAAGAGGUAUGGGAACCGCAUGGCUCCGAUGUUGGUGGAGCAGUGUGUGGACUUCAUCCGACAAAGGGGGCUGAAGGAGGAGGGUCUCUUCCGACUGCCAGGCCAGGCUAAUCUGGUCAAGGAACUGCAGGAUGCUUUUGACUGCGGAGAAAAGCCAUCAUUUGACAGCAACACGGAUGUACACACAGUGGCAUCACUUCUUAAACUGUAUCUCCGAGAGCUCCCAGAACCGGUUAUUCCUUAUGCCAAGUAUGAAGACUUUUUGUCUUGUGCCAAACUGCUCAGCAAAGAAGAGGAAGCUGGUGUUAAAGAAUUAGCAAAGCAGGUGAAGAGUUUGCCAGUGGUCAAUUACAACCUUCUCAAGUAUAUUUGCAGGUUCUUGGAUGAAGUACAGUCCUAUUCAGGAAUUAACAAAAUGAGUGUGCAGAACUUGGCCACUGUCUUUGGCCCUAACAUCCUACGUCCCAAAGUGGAAGAUCCCUUGACCAUUAUGGAGGGCACUGUGGUGGUCCAGCAACUGAUGUCAGUAAUGAUUGGCAAACAUGAUCGCCUCUUCCCCAAAGAUGCAGAGCUGCAAAGCAAGCCCCAGGAUGGAGUGAGCAACAACAACAAUGACCUUCAGAAGAAAGCCCUCAUGGGGCAGCUACAGAACAAGGAGAACAAUAAUACCAAGGACAGUCCCGUAAGGCGGUGCUCUUGGGACAAGCCUGAGUCUCCCCAAAGAAGCAGCAUGGAUAAUGGAUCCCCCACAGCUCUGCCAGGCAGCAAAACCAACAGCCCCAGGAACAGCAUCCACAAGCUGGAUGUCUCUAGAAGCCCCCCUCUCAUGGUCAAAAAGAAUCCCGCCUUCAACAAGGGCAGUGGGAUUGUCACCAACGGGUCCUUCAGCAGCAGUAAUGCUGAAGCACUUGAGAAAGCCCAGACCACUCCCAAUGGGAGCUUACAGGCCAGAAGGACCUCUUCCCUGAAGGGGUCUGGUACCAAAAUGGGCACCCACAGCGUGCAGAACGGAACCGUGCGCAUGGGCAUCUUGAACUCUGACACCCUGGGGAACGCCGGGAAUGGCCGCAGCAUGAGCUGGCUGCCCAAUGGCUACGUGACCCUGAGGGAUAAUAAGCAGAAAGAGCAAGCAGGAGAGUCGGGCCAGCACCACAGGCUCUCCACCUACGAUAACGUCCACCAGCAGUUCUCCGCCAUGAGCCUCGACGACAAGCAGAGCGUCGACAGCGCCACCUGGUCCACUUCCUCCUGUGAGAUCUCCCUGCCCGAGAACUCCACCUCCUGUCGCUCCUCCACCACCACCUGCCCGGAGCCAGACUUUUACGGUGGGAACUUUGAGGACCCCGUGUUGGAUGGGCCCCCGCAGGACGACCUCUCCCACCCCGGGGACUAUGAAAACAAAAGCGACCGGAGGAGUGUGGGCGGCCGCAGCAGUCGGGCCACCAGCAGCAGCGACAACAGUGAGACCUUCGUUAGCAACACCACCAGCAACCACAGCGCCCUGCAUAGCUUAGUGUCCAGCCUCAAACAGGAAAUGACCAAACAGAAGAUAGAGUAUGAGUCCAGGAUAAAGAGCUUAGAACAGCGAAACUUGACUUUGGAAACAGAAAUGAUGAGCCUCCAUGAUGAACUGGAUCAAGAAAGGAAAAAGUUCACAAUGAUAGAAAUCAAAAUGCGAAAUGCCGAACGGGCAAAAGAAGAUGCAGAGAAAAGAAAUGACAUGCUUCAGAAAGAGAUGGAGCAGUUUUUUUCCACGUUUGGGGAGCUGACAGUGGAACCCAGGAGAACCGAGAGAGGAAACACGAUAUGGAUCCAGUGAGGGGACUCUCCCCCGCUGUGUCGAGUGGCCCUGGGAAGGACUCUGGGGAUUCUGGUGGGAAGAUUAUAUGGGACCAGGUGGCUGGUCACCUGGCUGUACAGAGCUCUAGCUGGGGAAGGCAUAUCAUUUAUAGACAUUACCACCCAUGUCUGCAAUGUGUACCAAAGUUGUAUCAUGUCCCAUAAUGCUACUGUUAAGUGUUACAACUGGAUAUGUGUAUAUAGAGUAGUUUUUAAAGAGUAAACUAAAAACAAGAAGCAUAUCUCAAGAAUUAUUUUAUUGCCAGUCUUGUAUUUAAAAUGUUAAAUCAGUAUGUCAUUGCAAUUUAGCUUGCUUUCAAGCUUCACCCCUUGCACUUAACAUAAGCUAUUUUUGGCAUUGUGUUAUCAUCAGCUUAUUUUAUAGAUCAAUAUUUUUAUUUCCCCUUUUGCUGAGGAAAUGAAGAUAAGCAGAUAUAUAAAUAUAUAAAAAUAUAUAUGAGAUGAGUUAUUAAAAUCAAAAGAAUACUU